CUCUUCCUCAUUCCAUCCUCGCAGUCCCACUUCUAUAAAAGUUAAGAAGCCAGGUUUCUGUAAGGAGAGAUAGUCACAGAACCGUUGCAUCUGUUACUGCUCCGAAAAAUGUCUGCUAAACAGACCAGAAAGUGUCCGUCCAUUACGGAAUGUAGCGGCUCUACUUACGGCUCGAUUGCGGCCGAUCUUGAGGGCACACUACUAGUUUGUACAAGUUCCUUCCCGUACUUUAUGCUGGUGGCCAUUGAGGCCGGUAGUCUACUUCGCGGUCUUGUCCUUCUUCUCUCUCUCCCUAUUGUCAUUGUUGCUUACCUUUUCAUAUCAGAAGCUAUUGGUAUUCAAAUCCUCAUUUUCAUUUCAUUUGCUGGCCUCAAGAUCAGAGAUAUUGAACUAGUUUCUCGCGCUGUUUUACCAAGGUUUUAUGCAGCUGAUGUGAGACAGGAAAGUUACGAGGUUCUUGACAAGUGCAAGAGGAAGGUCGUGGUGACGGCGAAUCCAACCCUAAUGGUGGAGCCUUUUGUGAAGGAUUUCCUUGGCGUUGACAAGGUUUUAGGCACGGAGAUCGAGGUGAACCCGAAGACCAAGAGAGCCACCGGGUUUGUUAAGAAGCCCGGGAUUUUGAUUGGGAAAUGGAAGACGUUAGCCAUUCUAAAGGAGUUCGGAGAGGAAGUCCCCGAUCUCGGAAUUGGUGACCGUGAGUCGGAUCAUGAUUUCCUGGCGAUUUGUAAGGAGGGCUUCAUGGUGCAUCCAAGCAAAUCCGAAAGAACUGUGGCACCAAAUCGUCUUAAAAGCCGAAUCAUCUUCCAUGAUGGUCGUUUAGUCCAGCGGCCCACCCCACUGAAUGCUUUGAUCACCUAUAUAUGGCUGCCAUUUGGAUUUAUCCUUAGUCUUAUUCGUGUAUACUUAAAUCUUCCUCUUCCUGAGCGCAUCGUACGGUAUACAUACGAAAUGCUUGGCAUCCAUUUCGUGAUUCGUGGGACUCCACCUCCUUCCCCAUCUUCUGGCUCCCCUGGUAACCUCUUCGUGUGUAAUCACCGCACAGCCCUCGAUCCAAUCAUGAUCGCCUAUGCCCUUGGACGCAAAGUCUCAUGUGUUACAUACAGCGUAAGUCGCCUCUCACGAUUCAUAUGCCCGAUCCCAGCCAUUGCUUUGACUCGUGAUCGCGUAGCUGAUGCAGCUCGUAUAUCAGAACUUCUUCAAAAGGGCGAUCUCGUGGUCUGUCCAGAAGGGACCACUUGCCGUGAAAACUUCCUGCUGCGAUUCAGUGCUUUGUUCGCUGAAAUGAGCGAUAGGAUUGUACCCGUGGCAGUGAAUUGUAAGCAAAAUUUGUUUUAUGGCUCGACCGUACGCGGGGUUAAAUUUUGGGACCCUUAUUUCUUCUUCAUGAAUCCUAGGCCCACGUAUGAGGUGACGUUCCUCGAUCGUUUGCCAGAGGAGAUGACGUGUAAGGCUGGAGGGAAAUCGUCCAUUGAGGUGGCGAAUUAUGUGCAGAAGGUAUUGGGCGAUGUCCUGGGAUUCGAACGGACAGCAUUAACCAGGAAGGACAAGUACUUGUUGCUGGGAGGGAAUGAUGGGAAGGUGGAGUCCAUGUACAACGCCAAAAAAUAAGAACGCUGUUUUUGUUAGUCAUUGUUUUCUUUCAGGGGUUUAUAACGAUUCAAUAAAAUUGUAAGUCAAUGUUUUCUUUCCGGGGUGGUUUGUAACAAUUGAAUAAGAUUAUAAGUCAUUGUUUUC
This is a messenger RNA of Mangifera indica (mango), 1734 nucleotides long. Its product is annotated as probable glycerol-3-phosphate acyltransferase 8. The transcript has 3 exons. Lineage: Eukaryota; Viridiplantae; Streptophyta; Magnoliopsida; Sapindales; Anacardiaceae. The coding region runs from base 109 to 1608 and encodes 499 amino acids. Gene Ontology annotation, biological process: cutin biosynthetic process. Gene Ontology annotation, molecular function: glycerol-3-phosphate 2-O-acyltransferase activity; phosphatase activity. The record is from RefSeq and is a predicted model, not a curated record. Gene Ontology annotation, cellular component: membrane.